Molecule: messenger RNA, 891 nt
Organism: Ogataea angusta
Lineage: Eukaryota; Fungi; Ascomycota; Pichiomycetes; Pichiales; Pichiaceae
Exons: 1
Coding region: 1-891 (296 amino acids)
Cellular component (GO): nucleus
Source: RefSeq, a predicted model, not a curated record
AUGUCCAAAAGAUCGCAACAGGAGUUGGAGAACGCCGACUUGUCGGAUAUUGACGUCUCUUCGACAGACGACGAAGUGGAGCAGGAAGACGAAGAGGCAGAGGAGAUGAUCAACGUGGACUUUGACUUUUUCGACCUAAAUCCAAAGGUCGACUUCCAUGCUUUAAAGAAUUUCCUCAGACAGCUGUUUGGAGAAGACUCGGCAUUUUUCUCGCUGUCUGAGAUUGCAGAUAUGGUGCUGACCGACGGCCGUGCGGGGUCGACAAUCAAGACCGACGGCGAGGAGUCAGAUCCGUUUUCCGUGCUCAGUGUGAUCAGCCUGACCGAUAACCUGGAAUCCACGUCGAUCAAAGCUCUGGUGAAGUACGUCCUGGAAAAAACCAACAAGAAGCCCCAAUUCAAUAUCGUUCUUCGGCAGCUUUUGUCGGGAAGUUCGAAGUCGCGCGUAGGACUCGUCGUUAGCGAAAGACUCAUCAACAUGCCUGUGGAGACUGUGCCUCCAAUGUACAAGAUGCUGUUAGAAGAAAUUGAAAAGGCCGAGAACGCUGCCACCGAAUACAACUUUGAUUUCUAUCUCGUUCCGUCGAGAGUGUACAAAUUGGUUGCCUCGACGGUUGACCAGGAGAUGGAGGACGCUCCGUCGUCCAAAAAAUCGAAGAAGGCCGAAGUGCCCGCCGAGACGCUCGACUACUUCCAUUACGAGGACGAGGUGCUGGAGAAGCACGCGCAGCACCACGGCUACUUUGAGUACACCAACAAGACGAUCGAGGCGGAUUCCAGAAGGGUGUUCAACGACUACGGGGUGGAUCCAAAGCUGAGCUUGAUGCUGUUGGACAAGAAGGGCUUUGAGAAGGCGGUGGCCGAAAUGCAAGAGCGGUUUCCGCCAUACUAG